AUGAAGUUUCCAGCGUUUUGGAAGCCAACAGAGCUUUACAAUACUCUUGUUACAGACUAUCCAAAAAUCCCCUCAUUAGAAACCUAUGAAUGGAGAUAUAUAUUGGAACAUGACGUUUGCUACGAAGCUAGCGUUUUUGAGAAAAUGGUCAUGGAACUCGUGUAUCAUCCUGAACGGACUAGCAGUGUAAUUAUGCGAACGGACAUUUUAUGUGACUCAAAUAAUGAAUCUUCUUUACAUGAAACAUCCGAGGUUGUCCUUAACAGCGACUAUUACCAAGUCGACCGCAGGAUAUGCCGUCGAAUUAUCCCUCGAAAUCAACAAUUGGAUGCUUCUAUGGAACAAGAAGCAAUUUUAAUGAAGGGAACAGACGAUAGAAACAAAAGACUUUUACUGUACUUACCAAAACUUGACUUAACUUUGGAGCAACCAUACGACCAUCUACCCUAUUACCACCCUGCAGUUGCUGGAGUUGCUUUGGAAUACACUUCAACCAAAAUCCGUGCUGCUUACUUAUUAAAUUCUAAGCAUCAGCAAGAGCUUUCAAUGAGGCUUCAGAGGACUGCCAAUAUGCUGUUGAUGGUUUUACACAAACAUUGCAAGGGUACAGUGGAAGGAUAUGAAAAACGUAUGCUGCAUGAUACGGUAGUCGAAAGGAAUAAAUUUCAAGACACGUAUGUAGAACUAAAAAAGAAAUACGCGAAGCAAUUAAUUGAAGGCUGGGUUGAAAAAACAGAUCCGAAGAAGCAUGUAUUUGAAGAUUUGGGAAUCGCUACAUUUUUGAUAGAGCUCUGGAAACAGAUGUAUCCUUCAAAACAAUCAUUUAAUUUUGUUGACAUCGGUUGCGGGAAUGGGCUACUAGUACAUAUUCUUCUUUCAGAGGGCUACCUGGGCUAUGGUUUUGAUGCUCGCGAACGGAAAUCGUGGAAAAUAUAUCCCGAGUUUGUUCAGAGGAAUUUGUCUGAAAAAGUACUGGUGCCGUUCUUCCUUAAAGAUCUUGAGGAUCAACCAUUGCCGUUUAUCCCAGUUGAGAGCUUUACGAUUCACGAUGGAAGGUUUCCUGUGAAUUCAUUCAUUAUCGGUAAUCAUGCAGAUGAGCUAACACCCUAUAUUCCAAUAUUAGCCCGUUUGAACAAGAAAUCUUCUUUCAUUUCAAUACCAUGCUGCGUCCAUGAUUUAACGGGAGCGAAGAUAUCUUGGUCCCUUCCGAAGCCUAGAGACAAAAAGCACGGUGGACGAUAUGCAAUGUACAUUGAAUGGCUUCGUCAAUUGUCUGAACGCUUUGACUGGAAAGUUGAAAUAGAGCCUCUGCGAAUUCCCAGUACUAGAAAUUACGCCUUGAUUGGGCGAUCUAUACAAGAAAAUAGUUCAUCGGAGGGUGCAACUUUUCCUCCUGAGACAUUAAAAAAAAUAAUAGACGAGAAUCAUGGAGCUUCAGGAUUUUUACAGCACGCUAUUCAGGUAGCAACGUCAAAUUCAAGAUCUCAUUGA
Schizosaccharomyces octosporus yFS286 is the source of this 1491-nucleotide messenger RNA. RefSeq names its product tRNA methyltransferase. The record is from RefSeq and is a predicted model, not a curated record. The coding region runs from base 1 to 1491 and encodes 496 amino acids. NCBI's taxonomy places the organism in Eukaryota, Fungi, Ascomycota, Schizosaccharomycetes, Schizosaccharomycetales, Schizosaccharomycetaceae. The transcript has a single exon. Gene Ontology annotation, biological process: tRNA methylation. Gene Ontology annotation, molecular function: tRNA (uridine) methyltransferase activity.